Molecule: messenger RNA, 5593 nt
Organism: Ictalurus furcatus (blue catfish)
Lineage: Eukaryota; Metazoa; Chordata; Actinopteri; Siluriformes; Ictaluridae
Gene: adss2
Product: adenylosuccinate synthase 2
Exons: 13
Coding region: 220-1557 (445 amino acids)
Biological process (GO): 'de novo' AMP biosynthetic process; IMP metabolic process
Cellular component (GO): cytoplasm
Molecular function (GO): adenylosuccinate synthase activity; GTP binding
Source: RefSeq, a predicted model, not a curated record
GUCCCAAACCGCGCACUGACGCACUAAGCAGAAGAUCAGAUUAUUAAUCAUACUGUGUACAGCAGCGUGCGGUUUGAGACGCAGCCUAUGUAGGGGGCGUGUCUGGGGAUAAUACGCGGCUGUGUCGUGAAGACAGUGAGUGUACAGUUAGGUGGCCUCGGCGGAGACGCAUCGGGAAGUGAAGCAGUGAGCGGCUAGGGCGCACACGGACACUCGGUCAUGUCUGAUAACGGGAGCACGGUGGCGCGGACCGCUCCGGGCCUCGGCAACAAAGUGACCGUUGUGCUUGGAGCCCAGUGGGGCGAUGAAGGCAAGGGCAAAGUGGUGGACCUCCUGGCCCAGGACGCCGACAUGGUCUGCAGAUGUCAGGGAGGCAACAACGCAGGACACACAGUUGUGGUGGACUCUGUAGAGUAUGACUUUCACCUUUUACCUAGUGGCAUUAUCAAUCCUAAUGUCACAGCCUUUAUUGGUAAUGGCGUUGUGAUUCACAUUCCUGGCCUCUUCGAGGAGGCUGAGAAAAAUGUACGGAAGGGUAAAGGACUGGAGGGCUGGGAGAAGCGUCUUGUCAUUUCAGACCGCGCCCAUAUUGUGUUUGAUUUCCAUCAAGCUGUGGAUGGAGUUCAAGAACAAGAGAGGCAGCAGCAAGCUGGCAAAAAUUUAGGAACAACGAAAAAGGGUAUCGGGCCUGUCUACUCAGCAAAAGCUGCAAGGAGCGGCCUAAGAAUAUGUGACCUUUUGUCUGACUUUGAGCAAUUCUCAGAGAAGUAUAAAAACUUGGCCUCACAGUACAAGUCUAUGUACCCAUCAUUGGAGAUGGAUGUUGAUGGGGAGCUAGAAAAACUGAAGGCAUAUGUGGAACGUAUAAAACCCAUGGUAAAGGAUGGCGUGUUCUUCAUGUACGAGGCUCUACACGGUGCACCUAAAAAGAUACUGGUGGAAGGUGCCAAUGCUGCCCUGCUGGACAUUGACUUUGGAACUUACCCUUUCGUAACCUCGUCCAACUGUACUGUGGGUGGGGUGUGUACGGGCCUGGGCAUGCCACCUCAGAACGUGGGGGAGGUCUAUGGGGUUGUCAAGGCCUACACCACCCGAGUGGGCAUCGGAGCCUUCCCAUCUGAACAGAAUAAUGAAAUUGGAGAGCUGCUUCAGACAAGAGGGAAGGAGGUGGGUGUGACCACAGGCCGCAAAAGGAGAUGCGGUUGGCUAGAUCUGGUGCUUGUCAAAUAUGCGCACAUGAUCAACGGUUUCACUGCCUUGGCUCUAACCAAAUUAGACAUCCUGGACAUCUUCCCCGAAAUCAAAGUUGGUGUGGGUUAUAAGGUGGACAACGAAUUCAUAUCAUAUUUCCCAGCAAAUCAGGAGGUGCUACAUAAGGUCGAGGUCCAGUAUGAGACUUUGCCUGGCUGGAACAGCAACACCUCAGCUGCUAGAACCUUUGAGGAACUUCCUGAGAAUGCACAGAAAUACGUUCGCUUCAUUGAGGAGUACCUUAAGUUGUCUGUGAAAUGGAUCGGUGUUGGCAAGUCAAGAGAGUCAAUGAUCCAGCUGUUUUAAAGGGCUGUUUGGCUGUGUGGUACUAUCCAUGCCCUCUGACUCAGCACAGUGCCCUGUGCCUAUCGGUGGGCUUACCUGAUGGAGUCAGAGAAAGGAUCCAGCCUCUCACCUCUCCACUCACUGCAGUUUCUCAUUAAACAACAACAACAUGGAUUCUUUCUUCUUCUCUAUAUGAUACUUUACUCAAGAACUAUCUCAUAAUUUUCAUCAUUUUCUUUGGAGGUCACCAUUUUUGGAGGAGACCAUUGUGGAAAGCCCUUUGGUCUUUAGGGAACAAAAUCUUUAACCUCUCCCAAUCACCUGUCGAUCAUUUUCGAGUAGGAUUUAUCUAUGCCUAUGGGUCUCCUGUGUCUUUUGUUUUUGGUGUCAAGUUUUCUUUUAAUGAGUUUUUAGAGCAGCAUCACAUCGUUCAGUUGAACAUAUAUGCAGACUGAGUGGUUAAUAUAGCUUCUGAAGCUAAAUGUAGGCCCUGAUUUAUUUAAUUACUAUAAUUCAUUUAUUCCUAGAUUACAAAACAACUAAACUUUGAUUAGUUUUAACAGAGGUUUGAACAUUUUCUUAACCAAAUGCCGAGUAGUUUAAGAGUUAUUUUAUUGUGCCACUGGACCGUUAGCAGUAUUUCAGUUUGGCCUCAAUUUUGCUUCCCCCAACUUGAGUGUCUUUGACAUGGAUAUAGCCCUUUUCCAUUAUUCCCGUUCAGGUUCCUAUGUAAAUGACACAUUUCUGUGUGAAACACUAUUUCUCACUGUUCACAUAUAGUCGAUAGACCAUACAUCCUAUUUGUCUUUGCACUGAUGUGUACUUACUGCCCAAGUAUUUAAUUUGAAGUUAGCCACCAUAAUCAAUCAUAAUAACACACACACACACACACACACACACACACAUUAUACAAAAAGUUGUUCAGUAGUAGUGAUCAUUUUUGUUCACUUUUUCAAGUAUAUGUUAAAAGGUGUGAUAUUAACAUUUACCCAUUUGUGGAAAUUGUAAGCAUGGAAAUGUAAACCUAUUUACUUAUUUCUAACUUUAAGCUUGUAGUGUUGCAUUUAUACCACAACACAGACAGGUUUGUCAGUUAGUUGGCACUUCAUUCAUGUCUUGAAUGUAUUUUUAAUAUUGAAACACACUUAGUUCAACUCUCAGGAUUUUCUGGUCGUCACAACUGUAUAUUUUCAUUCUAAUCUGUAGAUUGUUGAAUGGUUUGACUGCUUGUGUCUUUUCUCUUUUUGGGGUUUGAGUAAAUAUUUAACAUAUUGUGCCAUUAUUCUUCACUCUACAAACUACAUGUUUUUGGUUUUUUUGUUGUUGUUACUGCUGGUUUUUAUUUUAUUUUAUUUAUUUUUUUGCCAAAAUGUAGCAAUACCACAUAGCAUAACUCUUAAUCAGCCCAUGAGUUUUACAUUUUAAUUUAAUUUAGCCCCACAUCUUUUUGAAUACAAGGAGUAGAAAAGCCUUUUGGAGAAAAAAAAGACUCUUCUGGUCAGUAUUGUAAUUGAUUACACGUUCAGACACCAUGUAAUGUUGGAAAAUUAGAGGUUGAUUAAGAUUAUGGCCAGUAAAAAAUUUUGGAUAACACUUCCUAUGCAACUUGUUUUUAUAAUACAGUAAAUGUAUUCUCAGUAUCAUGUAUGCCAUUGUGUAAGACAUUGCAAUUUUUCAGAAAUAUAUUAACUUGCUCCUUAAGAGCGCAUCUGCAAAAGCAUGAAAUGGCUGGGUGUCCAGGAGAGCAUAAUUGGGCCUGCUCAUAAUUGGGUGGGUAUACAACAUGUUCUAGAUGCGUUUGCAGUGUAUUAUGGAUACAAACUUUUAGGAAGUGUUAUUGAAUUGUUGCAUUAUUUAUUUAUUUAUUUAUUUUAAUUUGUUUUGUUUUUUUUCUUCCCCAAAUCCCUCUUAUAUCAUAUUGGGCUGCAAUUGGACAUAUUCAUGGAACUGAAUGUUUCAUCAUUUUUACUGCUCAUCCCAGUAAGUUUAUAGGUGCUCACUGUAGAUUAUCCCUUUAAAUUAACUUUAAUUCACUGUAAUUUAAAUCUCUUGGUCUCAUUAUGAAUCUAGAAAUAAUAGCUCCUAUUGUAGCUUUCUCUUUCUCUCUCUAUCAUAUUUAUUUAUAUGCACUGAUAUGCAUCCUUCACACUGCCUUCAUCAGUGAAGAAAGUGUGCCUUGACAAUAAGUUCUUUCAAGUCGGAACCAGGUACAAAAAUAUGUGAAUGGUUAGAAAUUGAAAUCUACAAGUUCAGAUAUAGAGUAUUUACCAAUAUAAUAUUUUAAUACACACACUUAGACGUUUUAUAUAUCUAUAUAUAAUGAUUUAAAUCCUCUUAGAAUCUUUGGAUGCUUGUAAAGUUCAGUGUUUCCCUUAACAGCAACAUUUUUUUUUUUUUUACAUGGCCAAGGGCAUUAAUAAUUAAUUAAUUAAUCACUUGCCAACUGUGUGCAUGGUGUAGGCUUUUACUCUCUAGAGGCAUUUCUUCUUGCUCUAUUAUUGUUAGUUGGAAAUAGAAAGCCCUAUUCUCCUGUCUCUAGUAUAGUCCUUGGCUGCUAAAGUGAUUUCCCUUUUUUUGUAUUGUUCCCUAAUACUUCUCAUUGCUUAUUCUGAUCAUUCAGCUAAAGUGCGAAAAACAGGACUGUCAGAACACAAACCACUUUGCUAAGCUUUAAUUUAAUUACACUCUUUUUGUGCCGAUGACUGCAUGUUUGCACAACCAUACACUGACCUCUGUUUUUCAAAUGAUUUCUCUUGAAUUUUCUACUGUAUUGCUGCUGUUUGGUCGAUCUUUAAUAUAUGUAUAUCCUGAAUGCAGAGCCAUAUACCAUUGGUCUUAUUGUCUGUGAAGGGUGGUGUUAUAUGCUUAGCUGUGGAAGAUGGUGAAUACCAGUAGGGGUGCAUGUUUUACUGGUGUAAUUUGUACAAUACAGAUCCCAAUCUUUGUAGAUAAACCAAGAUUAAACUUUCACAAAAGACAGUUACAAAAAUAUCACAGUCAAUAAAUAUGUAAGAAAUUAUUAUGAGUCUUUGCGCAUUAACGUAACAAAAUAUAAUGUGAUCCUGUGUAAAUGUACACUAUAUAGCCAAGUUUGUGGACACCUGACCAUCACACCCAUAUGUGGGCCUUCUCCAAAUUGUUGACACCAUGCUGGAAGCAUACACUUGUCUAGAAUGUGCUGGUAUGCUUAAUGCUUAGUAGCAUUAAGAUUUUCCUUCACUGGAACGAAGAGGCCCAAAUGUGUUCCAGCAUGACGAUGUCCCUGUGCACAAAGUAAGAUCCAUGGAGACAUGGUUUGCCAAGGUUGGAGUGGAAGAACUCGAGUGGACUGCACAGAGCCCUGACCUCAACCCCACUGAACACCUUUGGGAUGAACUGGAAUUCUGACUCUCUUUGCCAGGCCUUCUCACUCAACAUUAGAGCUUGACUUCACUAAUGCUCAUGUGACUGAAUGGACACAUAGCCACGCUCCAAAAUUGAGUGGAAAGCUUUCCCAGAAGAGUGGUGGUUAUUAUAAUAGCAAAGGGGACUAACUCUAUAACAGGAUGUUCAGAAAGCUGAUGUGAUGGUCAGGAAUCCACAAACCUUUGGCCAUAUAAUGUAUGAUUUUAAUUAAUUUUAAAUUGUAAAAGGUAAAGUUUACAACAGUGAUACCACUAUAUACGAGUUCAGCAGAAAAUGAUGUAUAAUGCUUGUUAUGUGAUAACUGACAGUGAAAUUGAGAAUCACCUAGUAACCUACUUGUGCACGGGUGCAUGCAUGCUGAGACCUUCAACAAAGUCAAGGUCUCAAAGUGACCGUAUGAUGUACUAUUUGAUAUUAAUACAAUUGUCAUACAGCCAACAUUCCCUGGAACGUGCUCUGAGUUCCUGUUCUGAAUGACGAUGAGUGUCACUGGUGGUUAUACACAACUAUACACCUACCAGUCACUUUAUUAGGAACACUUGUACACCUACUCAUUCAUGAAAUGAUCUAAUCUGCCAAUUGUGUGGCAGCAGAAUGUUCACAUCAACCAUCAGAAUGGGGGAAUAUGUUAAACCAGUGAUUUUGACCGUGU